Molecule: messenger RNA, 753 nt
Organism: Suillus clintonianus
Lineage: Eukaryota; Fungi; Basidiomycota; Agaricomycetes; Boletales; Suillaceae
Exons: 1
Source: RefSeq, a predicted model, not a curated record
AUGAUUGCUCGUAGCCGAGCCAAAUGUUGGAUCGUUCAAUUGAAAGAAGAAAACCAGGACCUGCAACUUCCUACCAGUCAGCGAGGAAUUAAGGGUCACAUAAUCAUCUAUCCCCAACGUCCAGAAGGGAUCGCAGCUGUCUUACCUCCUACGGUUGAAGAUAUUGUCACUCCAAUUUGCGUAGUUUUUGUGGGUUCGAGUCCACCAUCUCGUGCGUGGCUUCAAGAGAAAGCAAAACCUUUGAUAGCACGAAGAGAGAAAGUUCGUUCAGCGUUGGUUUGGCUAAAAAUACAUAAUAGGCUGUACAAGGACAUCACCAUUGACCACCGUGCUUUGGAUUCCAUGGAGGAUGAAACAUUGAUGCCCUUUCAUGUUGAUCAUGUUCUUCCGAGUGACGCAAGAGAUUCGUUGACUUCGAGGUAUGAUGCAACCGAAGCAGUACAAUUGGAGGAUCAAGCAGACCGUGCUGAAUCGCAUGAAGCAACAUUGGAUUCAAAAUUUGAGAGCAUGGUAGUGACUGAUGUUGAUGGACAUGCAUCUGCAAAUGAGUUACGCGCGGCAGCAGUUCGCCAUAUCAAAAACAAAGGUGGUGGAUAUCUACAAAUCCCUCAUGAUCCUGAACCUGUGAAUGAGUUUUUCAACCCCGACCUCUUUCCGAUGAUUUAUCCCACCUUGUUUCCAUAUGGCUUGGGAGGCUUUGAGGAUCAUUUGCGUUCAGAACGCUUAUCGAUGAAGAGGCAUGUCAAGCACUUA